CGCAGUACCAUUUUGAUAUCUUUUCAUCAUAAGCGAUACCUAUUCUAUCUAUUGUUUAUUUUGCUCAGCUUCAAUAUGCAUUUAAUUCUCUACACAUGAGACGAUUCAAACUUUGGUAUCGCUAGCUUCUUAACUGUCCACAUAAUUUUUUUCCCCCCGCAGUUUCGUCUGGGUGUAAGUGUCAUGCGCAAAAGCUUUUUCUGUAAGAUUCAACCUUACUGAAGCGGUUUGCGCAUCUUGGUCUAACGCCUCGUUGCGGUAUAUUACAUCACCUCGUUCAAUUAGUUUGUCCGUGGACUUGGUCAUUUACCGAUACUGUUGCAUGGUACUUGUAAUUCUGCUUUUCCUCUCAUUUCUGAGUGGGAUAUUGACAUUUCAGGAUACUUGCUCAGAUAAUUUGAUCUGCAUAAUGGCUCAACGGGAAAGAACAUUCAUAAUGAUCAAACCUGAUGGUGUACAGAGAGGUCUUGUUGGUAAAAUCAUUUCCAGAUUUGAAGAAAAGGGUUUCAAAUUAGUUGCCAUGAAAUUCAUGCAAGCAUCCCAAGAACUCCUUGAGAAGCAUUAUGCAGAAUUAUCUGGACGUCCCUUUUUUGCUGGUUUGGUAAACUAUAUGCAGCUUGGACCUGUUGUACCAAUGGUGUGGGAAGGAUUGAAUAUUGUGAAAACUGCCAGAGAUAUCAUUGGUGCUACUAACCCCAUGGAUUCCUUACCUGGUACUAUUAGAGGAGAUUUGUGUGUGCAGGUUGGAAGAAACAUCAUUCAUGGGAGUGAUUCACUUCCCAGUGCUGAGAAAGAAAUCUCACUGUGGUUUACUGAAGAUGAAUUGGCAAAUUAUUCUCUUGCUAUGGAUAGUUGGAUUAAUGAAGGAAAUUAAUUUCAUUUCUGAACAUUUUUUCACUCUUCACAAUUUUAAACAAGGAUUAUUUUUCCAUUUAUUUUAAAUCUUUUGUUAUUUAAUUAUGUUAUAAUUCCAAAGGUAUAUAUGCUUAUUUAUGAUAAAUGUUUGUUAGAAUUGGAUUUUUUUUGUUUUGUUUUUGUUUUAUAUUAUCAUAACUUGCUUAUAUUUGUAAAUCAUAUUCUUUGUCUGCACUUUUUCUAUACUUACCAUGUUUCAGAUAUUAAAAUGGAGCCAAAAAUUUGAUAGAUAAAUCUGUACAAAAAAAAAAAAAAUGAAAUAUUUUCUUUAUGCCUGAAAAUAUUUAUUGAUUUUAGAAUUUUUUAGAAUUAGAUUUUUUUUUGUUGAAAGUUUAUUUAGUUUUAUUGAUAUACAUUUUGAAAUAUUUCAGUAUUAUUUAUCAUUUCUGAUAUAUAGUUGUUAGAAAAAAAAACACUUCAUUUUGUUUUCUUAAAAUAAUCCAGACAUUAAUAUGGAAUAUUUUUCUUUUAGUAAGAAUGGAAUAGUUUUGUUUUUAUUGUUAUACUGACUACAGGAUAUUGUGAUUUAUCUAGAAAUUAUUUAUUUUAUUUAUUUAAUCUGAUUGGAAAAUAUUGAUUUUUUCAAAGUAUUUUUUUAUUGCCUGAUAUAUUUGAUUGUGUUAUUACAUUAUUCAUUACAUUUUUAACUGUUUAAAUAUUUGUUUGCUUGAGUAUUUAAACACUUUAACCCUUUCAGACGCGGGUCAUUAACAUUUUAAAAAUAUAAUAAUAAUAAAAAACACACACACACACACAAUCAAUGUGAUUAAUAGGUUGUAUACUGAUGGGUUUUGCAGUCAAAAUAUUUUUUUUUUUAACUUGCCUCCUUUUGCCGAUGGUGGUGUCCUUGUUUGUGGGAGGACACCACUGGUCAAGAGCAAUCUCUCUGUAAGAAAAUCUUUCAACAUAAUUGCGUAAAUUCCUUAGGAUAACAGCAGUAAUUAUGAAUAUUUUAGGUUUAUAGACAUUUUUAUUCAUGUUCUAGGUAAUUUGAAGCAUUUAAGAUAUUAAAUAUACAAAAUGUAAUAUAUUUACUAUAAAAACUCUAAACUAAAUCUUAUAAAUAAUUAAAAAAUAAGAACUAUUACAAUUUAAUACAAAUUAUAAUUUAAUUCGACUAAGUAUAAAAAUGAUCUUAUUAAAAUGCCAGAAAUAAAUAUUUACUAUUAGAUUUUAUUAAUUAAGUGUUAAAUUUAUUAAUAAAGUGAAAAAGUGUGAAAUAAAAAAACAAUUAAAAAUAAUUUAUUAUUUGGCAUGAAAUUUUUCAAAGCAUGAGGGGGUAUAUUUUCGUCUAACACAUAAUGGGAAACUGUUUUGCACAUUGUUCGUGUUUUGUGCACAUUUUUUUAUGCUGCACAGCGAAUAUUUUCGAGGGGGACGCUUAAUGGGCAUAUGUUGAACUUUUUUAGCUUUCGUUGUACAAUUUUUAUAUGCUGAAUGCAAUAAUAAUAAUUAUGGAAAAAGUUUAAAUAAAAAAUUAUGGCUGUAUAAAAUUAAAUAUUUAUAGAAAAACAUAGCAAAAAAUAAAACAGAACAUGAGAGUGAAACCUAAAUAACAGUUUAGAAAAACGGCAAAUCUUAAAACUCCACCCUGAACACAGAAUCAAUGUCACAUCCUUCUCUACAAAAUAUCAAAUCACACCUUUCAUACGAAGAGAGGCGAAUGAAGAAACAGACGGGCGGUGUCCACAAAUGAGGACAGCUGUGAAUCAGCCAAUUUGAUUCAUUCUUAAAUUAAUUUGAAGAUUAAACAAAAUUAUGAUUUUAAACCUCAUGGAUAUUGUAGGAAAAUGGGUGACUGAUUUUGAUAAAAUUUCAUUUCAUAAAAGGUAAUAAAAUUCUUAAAUUAGAGGUAAAAAACGGGGUAAUUUUAACAUAAAAUUAAUUGCAUAAAAAAAAGGAAAAUUGCUCAUGCUACCAUCUUUUUUUCUAAAAGGAGACUAAAUAUUAUUUUUCUAGCAAUUUUUUGGACUUUAAAGCCAAUAGUUUUUUUUUUAUAGAAAAUUUUAAAAUUGGUGUCCUUUUUUCCGAUCAACGCCCCGAAAAGGGUUAAUAAAUAUUCAAGCAAACAAAUAUAACCUUUAAAAUAUUUGUAAAAUACUUUUCUUUUCUUUUUUUAAAAAAAUUGAUAUGCUGAUCUUUUAAGAUUAACAUCAAGUAAAUAUUUUAAGGGUAAAUUUUUCAUAUAAUUUGACAAUAAUGAAUUUAAUAUUGAAACGAAAAUAAAUUUUUUAAUUUAUAUUUUUAAAAAUUAAUAUUUUCUGAUGUGAAGCACUUAAUGUUUUGAGUAUGAAUUUUUGUGCAUGAAUUUGCUUUUAAAAAGAUGUAAUCUUGAUACAUGCAACAAUAAAAGGCAAUCUGCUCUA
Argiope bruennichi is the source of this 3281-nucleotide messenger RNA. RefSeq names its product nucleoside diphosphate kinase-like. Lineage: Eukaryota; Metazoa; Arthropoda; Arachnida; Araneae; Araneidae. The coding region runs from base 323 to 874 and encodes 183 amino acids. The record is from RefSeq and is a predicted model, not a curated record. The transcript has 4 exons. Gene Ontology annotation, biological process: CTP biosynthetic process; UTP biosynthetic process; GTP biosynthetic process. Gene Ontology annotation, molecular function: nucleoside diphosphate kinase activity.